Molecule: messenger RNA, 201 nt
Organism: Trichomonas vaginalis G3
Lineage: Eukaryota; Parabasalia; Trichomonadida; Trichomonadidae
Product: Ankyrin repeat family
Exons: 1
Coding region: 1-201 (66 amino acids)
Molecular function (GO): protein binding
Source: RefSeq, a predicted model, not a curated record
AUGUAUAAUUCUGGGAAAACUUGCCUUCAUUCUGCAGCAACAACAAACUGCAAAAAUGCUGAUGAAUUUCUAAUUUAUCAUGGUGUUGAUAUUAAUAAAGCUAGAAAUGAUGGAAAAGCACCUCUUUUUGUGCAACUUGCGAUAAAAAGCUUAGAAACGACCGAAUUCCUUAUAUUGAAUAGUACAGAUGGAAAUGCGUAA